UUGGCGAGUGCUCUCUCUCCCUCCCUCUCUCUCUACUGUCACCCUCAAAAUCUGUAAUUUUUUGAUCGACUCCAAAUCCCAUCUCUCUCUCUCUCUGUGCAAUGAGUUCGUCAGAAACCCAAAGGACAGCUAAACCCAGUCUCUCUCUAACCUUCAAAUCGGAGAAACCUCAUUUAAACCCAAAGCUCCGAGUUGCAGAAAUCGACUCACUGAGCUCCAAAACCCCUGAGAAGCCCCAACAGUUCCGUCACAAAAGCUUAUGGGAGCCGACCCAGAAGCAGCCGGCGGCUCAGAUCGGAUCUGCGAGACGAAAGAUAGAUUCUUGGUCCGAGGAAAACCCGAUUGAGACCCAUUUUGGUGCCUCCGAGAAGCUACCGGAAAAGUAUGAGAUAUUGAGCGAGUUUUUCGAUUGCUUGGACGCUUCGAUUCGGUUGUUGCGGUUGAGGGGCUUGAUGCCAAGCUUUACCAAUCUUCGCCCGAAAAUUGAGUGUUUAACGGAUAGGAGGUUUACAAUUAGUCACUUGGCUCAGCUGAAGAUUGUUUUACCUGAGGUAAUUGAGAUUACAAAAGUGCUUGUUAAGGAUGAGAGAACCAGUGGUAUGAAGCCGGAUCUUCAUGUCACCAUGAAUGUUGAUGCAGUGGAAAACGAUGACAAGUUGAAAUCUGAAGGUGGUGGGCAUAUGCAUUUGAGGCGAGCCUUCCGCCAUCGGCUUGGAGACAUUUCAAAAUCCCAUCCUGAGGGUUAUGAAAUUCCAGAAGAAACUCUGCCCCCACCAUUCAAUUUUGCAGAGCAACAUAUGCAUCCAGAUACAAUUAAGUGUUCCUUAUCAUCACCUCUUGAGGCAUUGACUGGUGCACAUACAGUUGAGCAACCAGAAGCAUCCAAAACCUACCUUCAAAGUGAUGACGUUCCAGAUGAAACACAUCCAAUGCCAUCUGAUCAAUCAAAGGAGAAUUUGAAUUCAAACAUAAGCGCAAUUCCUGACCCGUCAUUGCCCAAUGAGACAUCAUUUGAAGCACCAGGAGAGCAGCUACCAGUAAUAACAACUCAUCUUCCUCAUUCUUUUCAAAGGCACUUUUCUUUACCAGCCUUCCAAGGCCGAAAUGUUUUAGUUCCAGAGUCAAAUUUUAAUAUAGUUUGCUCCGUUGAGGAAGCUAGUGUUGUUGCUUCGUCAUUUGAAACACUAGUGGAGCAGCAACCAGCAAUAACAUCUCAUCUUCCUCAACCUUUUCGAAGGCACUUUUCUCAGCCAUCCUUUCAAGCUCGAAAUAUUUCACUUCCAGAGUCAAAUGUCAAUGUAGUUUGCUCUGUUGAGGAAGCUAGUACUGCUGUUUCGUUGAGUGGCCAAGUGCCUGCAACUCCAACCAAAGAGACAAGCCCCAUUGAAAGCGACGAUGGUUUACCCACAAAAUGUGCUAGCAUUCUGUCCACUCCAAAACUUGCUUCAACUCCAGUCAAAGAGAUAGGCCCCAUAGAAAAUGAUGAUGAUUUCACCAUAGAAGGUGCUAGUAUUCAGUCCACUCCAGCAAAGCUUGCUUCAACUCCUGCUAGAUUGAUGUCUGCCACACCAGCAUUGCGCCCGCCAAAACGCUGUUAUAUGAGCCCAGAUGACAAUUAUACUAACUCUCCAGAAAAGAUGGUUAGGUAUCCUCCACGCUCCAGGUCGCUGAAAUUUGACACUCCUGUGAAGAAUAAAAUGGUCAAGGAUGAAGUACUUGAUAUGGACAAUGCAUCAAUUGAUAAUGACUUUUCUCAUAUUCCUCCGGAGGAUCUUUUGAAAUUGCUCAAGGAUGAAGAGAGGACGGCAGUAGAGGAGCAAAUUCCCGCCAUUUCACAAGCAAAGAGGGAUAAACAGAUGAUUUCCGGCCUACCUAAACUCUUCGACAUGAUCCAUUUCCUAUUUCAGUCUAUGAACCGUUCUGCCAUCACAAAAGAGGAGCUUGUACACAAGCUAAUUUGGAAUAACUUAGAUUUUACCGAUACAAAUGAAGUUGAAGAGCAGCUUACCUUGCUGCUAGAUCUGGUUCCAGAAUGGAUUUCUGAAGAAAAGUUGGAAUCCGGAGGAGAUUUGCUUUUGAUCCACAUUAACAAAAUGUCAAAUCCAGGUUCAAUACGGGCACAGCUCGAAGCAGCAAACUAGCAAAGUAAUCUGAACAGUGCUAGGGUUUCUGAAGGUUGCUGUAAAAUAAAGACGGUGCACGAUUUCCCGUCUUAUUAAGCAUCUUGGAAUGUUAAUGUUUUAAUUAAUUAGUUGUUCAUGUAAGUAUAGCCCAUCUGCGUGGCUAAUCUGUAGUUAGUAUGUAGGCUUUUGUCAAGAAUGUAAUUUAACAAGAAAAAUUAUGGAAUUAUCUAAUUUUGUUCUCCA
This is a messenger RNA of Pyrus x bretschneideri (Chinese white pear), 2366 nucleotides long. Its product is annotated as CDT1-like protein a, chloroplastic. The transcript has 7 exons. Lineage: Eukaryota; Viridiplantae; Streptophyta; Magnoliopsida; Rosales; Rosaceae. Bases 102 to 2141 code for a protein of 679 amino acids. Gene Ontology annotation, molecular function: DNA binding; DNA polymerase binding. The record is from RefSeq and is a predicted model, not a curated record. Gene Ontology annotation, biological process: DNA replication checkpoint signaling; mitotic cell cycle; regulation of DNA-templated DNA replication initiation. Gene Ontology annotation, cellular component: nucleus.